UAUCAGUAAAACUAAUUAGAAGUUACAGUUGCUUGCCACGAAAGUAAGACAGUGUUUUAAUAAAAAGAGAAAGUGACGCCCCUCAUACUGCAGUUGAAUAACCGAUUUCUAAAUAUGAUGUUACAUUUUUUCCUAUUUGUGUUGUUAUCUGGAAUAGUAAGUGGAACGUUAAUUGUGAAUCCAGUAGCAGCACCAUGGCUGCAAAUGAGUGCUAACAACGUAACAGAAGGGCUACCCAUCACUCUGAAAUGUACAAUCCAUUCAUCCCCAAAUUCUUCUCCAGUCACGUGGUCUUGGAAAUGUGGAAAUGACAACUUGACCAGGAAUGCAACGAGCACAUUAGAGGAAUCUGUCUUGAAGAUUAGCGCGGACAGGAAAUACAACGGUGAGGCGUGUUAUUGUAAAGUCUGGCCGAGAUCUGCAAACGAAACAUACAGCAAAAUGUCUAAUCACAUGACGAUUAAUGUCAAAUAUACUCCACGAGACGUGCCUUUCCUGAAUGCCUCCAAUACAGUUGUAUCGGCGGGGGAUGAAAUCACCCUGAUGUGUACACUCGAUUCUCUGGGAAACCCUCCCAUUCGAUGGUCAUGGAAGUGCGAUCGAGCCUAUAUAUACAACAGAAGAAUUUAUAACCUUAAUGCGACGUCAAAACUUGUGCUUGAUGCUGAUAGAAAUCUGAAUGGGAAAGUUUGCUACUGUGUGGCGAAAAGUUACCCUCUACAGUACGAAGCUGCAUCCAAUACUAUCUCUCUUACUGUAUAUUCGUCCCCUGAUGGCUUACCAGAAAUAGAUAAAUCCGUUUAUUUUGUUGACGAGAAUACCCCAGUCAAGUUGAGCUGUUCCCUGCGCUCUGCUGGAAACCCCCCUGUAUCGUGGCUGUGGUACUGUGACAACAAACUGCAGACGAGAGGCAUCAAACACUCGGGUUCGAGGUCGGCACUGACUAUAAUUGCACAGCGGAAAGACCACAACACUGCAUGUUACUGUCGGGCAAGAAGCGAAUCGCAGUGGGGAAAUUACGAUAAAAAUUCGUCUAAAGCCAUUAUAACAAUCAAAUCCCAAGUUAAGCCAACUUCUAGCAACUCUAGUGCUGGAAUCAGUGCCGGGGUUUUUGGUGCCGUGACCGGGAUUUUUGUACUGAUGCUCAUCCUUGCCGGUGCUAUUAUUUUUAUUCACCAUAGAAGAAUUGACGAUAUAGGUAAACAGUUUCCUACCGGGACAAGGGAGAACGUAAACGACACAGGUGGUGGACAAGACAAUCUAAAUUACAGAACCCUCCGGGAAGAAGGCGUCCACUCCAAAGAUUAACAUACAACAUGGAAUUUCUCUGAGAUAUAUUAGAGUCGCAUUUUUAUUCAUUUACUGAUGAAUUUUCCACAAAAAUAAUUUCUUCCUGCACUAUUGAAAAAUGAUCCUUUAUAAAUAUGUUAAUAUACAUGUACAUAUAUAAAUUUUUACUUGUAUUGAUGUUUUUACGCGGACAGAGAUUUAAAAAUUUGCAGGAUCUGAGACAAGAAGUGUUUAAUAUUAUUUCACAUAUGGAACCAGAACAGGUUGUGCACAUUUUUAUGACUGGUUAAAGCGAAAUAAGAAAUGUGUUGAGUUAAA
Saccostrea cuccullata (small rock oyster) is the source of this 1608-nucleotide messenger RNA. RefSeq names its product B-cell receptor CD22-like. Lineage: Eukaryota; Metazoa; Mollusca; Bivalvia; Ostreida; Ostreidae. The record is from RefSeq and is a predicted model, not a curated record. The transcript has 8 exons. Bases 115 to 1308 code for a protein of 397 amino acids.